Messenger RNA from Solanum stenotomum, 1372 nucleotides. RefSeq names its product WAT1-related protein At4g30420-like. The record is from RefSeq and is a predicted model, not a curated record. NCBI's taxonomy places the organism in Eukaryota, Viridiplantae, Streptophyta, Magnoliopsida, Solanales, Solanaceae. The transcript is spliced from 7 exons. The coding region runs from base 67 to 1227 and encodes 386 amino acids. Gene Ontology annotation, molecular function: transmembrane transporter activity. Gene Ontology annotation, cellular component: plasma membrane.
UUCUCAUAGCAAAUCAUCACAAGUCUUUGUUAAAACAUUUAUUUAUUUUUUAUAUAGCAAAAAAAAAUGGGGUUUGAAACUUACAAGCCCACAAUUGUUAUGAUUGCUUUGCAAUUUAUGUAUGCUGCUAUUACUUUAUGUACUAGAGUUACUCUUGUAGAAGGAUUGAGUGCUAGAGUUUUUGUCGUUUAUAGGCAAACUAUAGCAUUUCUCCUUAUUGCUCCCAUUGCUUUUAGGCCAAGAAGGAAAACAGGCAAUAGUAUUUGCUUGGGAUGGAAGAGUUUUUGGUUGAUAUUCUUGGCUGCUCUCAUUGGUGUAACAAUAAAUCAGAAUAUAUAUUUCUCUGGUUUGUACUAUUCUUCAUCUACAAUUGCAAGUGCAACUGGAAAUCUUGUUCCAGCAUUCACUUUUCUCAUGGCAUGGGUCAUGGGAUUAGAGAAAGUGCAAAUGAAAAGCUUAAGGAGUAUAGCAAAGGUGAUUGGAACAAUUUUAUGUGUUGCUGGAGCUGUUGCAAUGGCAUUAAUUAAAGGGCCAAAAUUGCUAAAUUCACAAUUUAUUCCCACAAAUGGAUUAUUAUUAAUUCUUGGCAAAGAAAAUAGUGAUAAUUUGGACUCUAAUUGGAUGCUUGGUGUAAUUUUGCUCAUUGCAAGUGCUAUUUGCUGGUCAUUUUGGCUCAUUUUGCAGGUGACAUUAUCAGCAGAUUGUCCAGAUCAUUUAUGUUUAACAGCUUGGUUAUGUCUAUUUGCUGCAAUUCAAUCUGGAUUUGCAACAAUUUUCAUUGAACCUAAUAUUAAUAGCUGGAAAAUAACUUCAUCUCUAGAGCUCAUUUCUUGCUUAUGCACUGGAUUUUCAUCAGCAGUUUCUUUCUUUGGACAAGCUUGGUGUAUUUCACAUAGAGGUCCAUUAUUUUCAGCAAUGUUCAAUCCAUUAUGCACUGUUAUAGUAACAAUAUUUGCCUCAACAUUUAUGAAAGAAGAAAUGUACACUGGAAGCUUUGUGGGAUCACUUGCUGUGAUUUUUGGACUAUAUGUGGUAUUAUGGGGAAAAUCAAAGGAUAAAAAAGAGGAAAAUAUUAGUGUGGAUGAAGAGCCAGUGAAGCAACACAAUAUUCAAGAAACUACAAUUACAAUUCAAGAUUCUAAUUCAGAUUUGAUUACAAAUUGUAAAAUAGAUUUAGAGGAACCAUUGUUGACUAAAAUAUCAACAAAUAAUGAAGAUGAUAAAUAGUGUAAAAAUAAUUUUAAAAAUAGAGGAAAUCUCGAGCAUUUAACGAUCUCAGAUGUAUUGAUAUUAAUUGUGAUUAGUAAUUUAUUAUUUCGAUGAAUCAUUUCUUCGGACAGAAGAAGUGUUACAAGUAGUUAUUGUUUAAUUA